Messenger RNA from Penicillium mononematosum, 552 nucleotides. RefSeq lists its product as uncharacterized. The record is from RefSeq and is a predicted model, not a curated record. The transcript is spliced from 5 exons. Bases 1 to 552 code for a protein of 183 amino acids. Lineage: Eukaryota; Fungi; Ascomycota; Eurotiomycetes; Eurotiales; Aspergillaceae.
AUGGAUUAUAAUUUGUCUGCCUCCCAGAGGAUUAGCGUCUCGAAAAUACUCUCUCAAAUUCAAGGAUAUGGCUUCCCCUACAAAGCCAAGCAAUACCCAGCUCCUGUGUUUGCUUACCGCAUCCCGACGCUGUUGAUCAACUUUGCUAACCAAAGCAACUUGAUUUUCUGCCAAGAUGUCACCAUUAUAAAGAUAGGACCUGAAGUCGCUGUCAAUUUUGUUUUCGCAUACUAUACAUAUGGUCCAAUUAAUCGUGAUAUUGACGAUCCCGGAAGCCUUUGCGAUACCUACUUCUUUAUACGUUUUAUUGGUGGUAAAACACUACACAUAGCUGGGGACUCUUUUAUCUCGGACUUUAACACGGCUCGCAUCGAAGUCCAUCAAAAUAAUAAUGUUCCAAACGCUAGUGGAAUGCUUCAACAAUCCCACCGCAUCUUGUUUACACAUUUUGAUCUCCAGCCUCAGAACAAUAUGAUAAAAGAUGGGAAUGUGGUCGCUAUUAGACUGACAAAACAAACUAGGAAGGACACCGGUCAGCUUGAUUUGCCUUAG